AUGGACUCGGACCCCCUCGCCAUCUUCACUCGUCCUCCGCCCGACGAAACUCCCUCACAACUCACCGCUCGCCUGAAACGAGAAGCCGAUGCCCAGAGAAUCAGCGACAACAUUGACGAGGAGAUAAAACGCGACCGUGCUGCACAACGCAAGGCGCGUAAAGAACUCCGAAUACUACUCCUUGGUCAGGGAGAGAGUGGGAAGUCCACAACACUGAAGAACUUCCGCAUGCAGUAUGCCCGGGAAACUUGGGAGCAGGAGCGCAAUGGCUGGCGCUCAGUUGUGCAGCUCAACGUGAUACGAUCCGUUAUCCAUAUUCUAGAGGUCAUAGAAGCCGAAAUGAGUGGGACUGGCCCACCCCUCGAAGAUGACGACUCCUCUCGUCGGUUCUCCGAUUCUUCAACCACGCCUGACGCUUUGACCGACAAGCAUAGACUGCUAAUGAUUCGACUCGCUCCUCUCCGCGGGGUGGAGGCUGCACUCAAACGGCGGCUCGGAGCAGGCGCAGAGCCUUAUAGACCCUCUCUUCCGCUGGCAGCUACACCAUUCGAAGACCCAGCGCCAUUACCAUCCCCCAAACAACGAACCGAGUUUUUUGUUCGGAGUUGGAGCGACGCAAUUGACGGCGGCCACAAUAACGACCCGGAAAUUCAAGCUGACGCAGACUCAUCAACGAUCACACUCAUGAGGUGUAAAGACGAUAUGCAUGCUUUAUGGACCGACCCUGCUGUCCAGCGUGCUCUCGAACGAAGGAAACUUCGUCUUGCGGAUACCGCAGGCUUCUUUCUCAAUGACCUUGACCGCAUUGCGACUCGGUCUUACACGGCAACUGACGACGAUAUUGUCCGCGCUCGUUUACGCACAGUUGGCAUCCAAGAAUACCUAUUGCGAAUUAAUGACGGCUUCUCUCUGCGUGGCGAUAACGCAUGGAUAUGGAGACUUUACGAUGUUGGAGGUUGCAGAACUAUGAGGGCGGCAUGGUUGCCCUUUUUCGAAAACACUGAUGUCAUAAUAUUUCUCUGUCCUGUCUCUUGCUUCGAUGAACGCCUGGACGAAGAUCAACGUGUAAACCGCCUAGAAGACUCGACGAUAUUAUGGCGCUCGAUAUGCUCCUCCAAACUGCUCACCAGAACGCAGCUUAUCCUUUUCCUGAACAAAUGCGACCUGCUGAAACGCAAGUUGAAACGAGGAAUCAAGCUAAAGACAUACCUGCCGAGCUACGGUGACCGGCCAAACGAGGUUAUGCCAAUCGUCAAAUAUCUCCGGGAGAAAUAUAAGGAGAUCCAGAAGCAACAUUCGCCGGAGCCACGGGUGUCGUACAUCUAUACCACCACUGUGACGGACACGACGGCGACAGCAAAGACGCUCCAUUCCAUUCGGGAUCGCGUCCUGCGCGAGAAUCUCGUGACAUCCAACCUUGUAUAA
Messenger RNA from Mycena indigotica, 1425 nucleotides. RefSeq names its product G-protein alpha subunit. Gene Ontology annotation, biological process: adenylate cyclase-modulating G protein-coupled receptor signaling pathway. The record is from RefSeq and is a predicted model, not a curated record. NCBI's taxonomy places the organism in Eukaryota, Fungi, Basidiomycota, Agaricomycetes, Agaricales, Mycenaceae. Gene Ontology annotation, molecular function: G protein-coupled receptor binding; GTPase activity; guanyl nucleotide binding. Gene Ontology annotation, cellular component: heterotrimeric G-protein complex. Bases 1 to 1425 code for a protein of 474 amino acids. The transcript is spliced from 9 exons.